Molecule: messenger RNA, 3818 nt
Organism: Nannospalax galili (Upper Galilee mountains blind mole rat)
Lineage: Eukaryota; Metazoa; Chordata; Mammalia; Rodentia; Spalacidae
Gene: Ctdp1
Product: CTD phosphatase subunit 1
Exons: 15
Coding region: 149-3175 (1008 amino acids)
Cellular component (GO): nucleus
Molecular function (GO): RNA polymerase II CTD heptapeptide repeat phosphatase activity
Source: RefSeq, a predicted model, not a curated record
GGGUGCGCACAGUGCGGCGGGUGAAGCCGGUGUCCGAGCGGGAACUACAGUGUCGCCUCCGCCCGCGGUGGGCGCCGUGCUCUGAGCUCUGUUGUCCUUGCCGUUCGCCGCCCUUGCUCCUGCUCUCCUUGCUGCCCAUCGGGCCGUGAUGGAGGCGCCGCCUUCGGCCGGGGCGUCCACGGAGGGCUCCCCGACGGCAGCCGCGGCCGAGGUGCGCUGCCCGGGCCCCACGCCGCUGCGCCUGAUAGAGUGGAAGGUGGCAGCGGGCGCGGCUGUACGCAUCGGCUCAGUACUGGCCGUGUGCGAGGCUGCCGCCUCCGCGCAGCCCUCCGGGCAGGCCCCGGCUCGCGCCACCUCCGGGGGCUGCGUGCGCGCAGCGCGCGCGGAGCGUAGACUCAGGUCUGAGCGCGCGGGCGUGGUCCGUGAACUGUGUGUGCAACCCGGCCAGGUGGUGGCCCCCGGAACACUUCUGGUACGAUUGGAAGGAUGCAGCCACCCUGUUGUCAUGAAGGGCCUGUGUGCCGAGUGUGGCCAAGACUUGACCCAGUUGCAGAGUAAGAAUGGGAAGCAGCAGGUGCUAUUGUCCACAGCAACCGUGUCCAUGGUCCACAGUGUACCUGAGUUAAUGGUGAGCUCCGAGCAAGCUGAAAAACUCGCAAGGGAAGAUCAGCAACGACUGCAUCGAAACAGGAAACUAGUCCUCAUGGUUGAUUUGGACCAGACCCUGAUCCAUACAACCGAGCAGCACUGUCCCCAGAUGUCCAACAAAGGCAUCUUUCACUUCCAGCUGGGCCGGGGUGAGCCAAUGCUCCAUACCCGCCUGCGACCUCACUGCAAAGACUUCUUGGAGAAGAUUGCAAAGCUGUAUGAGCUGCAUGUUUUCACUUUCGGCAGCCGGCUGUAUGCACACACUAUCGCAGGCUUUUUAGAUCCUGAGAAGAAGCUUUUUUCUCAUCGAAUAUUAUCUAGAGAUGAGUGUAUUGACCCAUAUUCUAAAACGGGAAACCUUAGAAAUCUCUUUCCCUGUGGAGACUCAAUGGUUUGCAUUAUCGAUGACCGAGAAGAUGUCUGGAAGUUCGCCCCUAACCUGAUAACUGUGAAGAAGUAUGUAUACUUCCCGGGCGCAGGUGAUGUGAACGCACCACCUGGGUCCCGGGAAGCUCAGACAAGAAAGAAAGUAAACCAUUCUUCUAAAGGAACCGAUGUCUUGGAACAAGUUCUGCCUAUGAAGGAACCUGAGGAAUGCAAACCUGUUCUUGGGGUGGAGCAAAGCAAUGGUCUUGGGAAAUCCUCCAGGGAACUCAAUGGUGGCGAGGCUGUGCCAGGAGCUUUUCCCAGUAAAACAGAUGAGAAGGAUACCUGGCCUCCCACCCGGGCCCCCUGCACCAGCAGCCCCAGUGGCCAUGAGGUAGCUGAUGCCACAGAAACCCCAGUGUCUUGUGAAUGGGUUGGUCGGACCACACCAGGGGUGCAGCCCACUCAGGGAGACUCGACCCAGGAUUUGGAUUUUGACUUGUCCAGUGACAGUGAAAAUAGUGAGAGCAGCAAGUCAGACAGUCAUAAGUCUUCUGCCUCUGAUGGGGAAAGUGAAAAGAGAGGCCAGAAAAAGUCUCCAGCCAUGCAGGACAAAACAAAAGUCUCACAGCACAGCAGUCCCCCUGACUUGAGUGGUGGGAGACCUGCAGCAGGCUCCUUGGGAGAGUCUGGGCCUAGCAUCCACCCUCAGGACAAAGUACCAGACCUGGAUACUCAGGAAGAGAGUGAGCAGGACAGCCUCUGUGGCCUGGGCAAUGGCUGUGUGGACCGGAAGGAGGCUGAAACCGAAUCACAGAACAGUGAACAGUCAGGUGUCACAGCAGGCGAAUCCCUGGACCAGAGUAUGGGGGAGGAGGAGGAAGAAGACACAGAUGACGAUGACCACCUGAUACAUCUCGAAGAGAUCCUUAUGCGAGUGCAUACUGACUAUUACACAAAGUACGACAGAUACCUCAACAAGGAGCUUGAGGAAGCUCCAGAUAUACGGAAAAUUGUGCCAGAGCUCAAGAGCAAGGUGCUGGCUGAUGUAGCUGUGAUAUUCAGUGGACUGCACCCAACAAACUUUCCUGUGGAGAAGACCCGUGAGCACUAUCAUGCCACGGCCCUGGGGGCCAAGGUCCUUACCCACCUGGUGCUGAGCCCUGAUGCCCCUGAUAGGGCCACUCAUCUCAUUGCAGCGAGAGCUGGCACAGAGAAGGUACGCCAGGCACAGGAGUGCAGGCACCUGCAUGUGGUCAGUCCUGACUGGCUGUGGAGUUGCCUGGAGCGCUGGGACAAGGUAGAGGAACAGCUCUUCCCACUCAUAGAUGAUGACACCCGGGCACACAGUCCAGGAGUCAAGCCCAGGGGAUGGUGCCACCUACUUUUAGGGGAUAACAGCCCAGCAGCCUUUCCAGACAGACAGAAUGUACCUCCAACAGCCUUGUUCCACCCAACACCCAUCCACCCCAAGGCCCAGCCUGGCCCUGAGGUUCGGAUCUAUGACUCCCACACAGGCAAGCUCAUCCGGAUGGGCACCCAGGGUCCUGCACCAGCUCCCCCCAGUGCCCCACCGAUCCACGGGGAUCCCUCCUCCUUCAGAGCUGUUCAGCCACAUCAGCAGCAGAUGUUUGGCGAAGAGCUGCCAGAAGCUCAAGAUGGAGAGCAUCCUGGCCCUGCUAGAAGAAAGCGACAGCCCAGUAUGUCAGAGACAAUGCCGCUGUACACUCUGUGUAAGGAAGACUUAGAGAGUAUGGACAAAGAGACAGAGCUUCUGUCAAGGGAAGGCAGCACCAAUGCAGGUGUCCUUAGAAGCAGGCAGGUACCAAUGCAGGUUGAUGACAUCCUUGGAGAAGGCAGCGAUGACAGUGACAGCGAGAAGAAGAAGACAGAAGACCAAGACAAUGAACAGGAAAGAGUGCCAAAGCCCAGGAAGCCCAGGGUCCCAGGGAUCCGAAGGGAACAGCCACUAGGGUCAUCAUCCAGUGAGAGGAGUGCUUCUGGCAUGCGUGGGCCCAGAGGCCACAAGAGAAAGCUGAAUGAAGAAGAUGCUGCCAGCGAGUCCAGUGGGGAGUCCAGCAAUGACGACGAGGAGGCCAGCAGCUCCGAGGCAGACGAGAUGGCAGCGGCUCUGGAGGCAGAGCUGAAUGACCUGAUGUGACUGGGGCCUGCUACUCUGCCAGCCCUUGGCGCAGGUCAUCUUUCUCCAGAAAAACUUAUAUUUUGCAGAGUUCCACAUAUAGAAACACAUUAUUUUGCAGAAAUAAGUGUUUGUAAGAAGUUUUACUAUAGGAAAGUCUACUUUUUUAAGCGACAGAGUGUCACGAGGAGUUGGUGUGCUAUGCCAAACAGCUCAGCAGAACCUCGCACAGCGAGAGUGGACGUGCAACGUCUGGUCAUGUAGUGAGGGGUUGGUGGUUCCCUUUAAUACCACAACAUAUUUAGGGUGAAGACUCUGGGGGACCCAAUAAGACUUAGAAAACAAUGUAGCAAAACCUGGCAUCUUGGGCUUUUUUCACAGCUGACACUGUCAGAAUCUUGAAGGAUUUUUUUAAGUGGAACGGCAAUGUACCUACACUAGGGCAGGCCUGGGUGGGAGCCCUAGUCACCCACCAGUUCCUCAGAGGACCUGCAGGUGACCUGGGGUUCCUGGCACAGAUGCUGCCUGCAGCCUGGGCAGUGUGAUGAGAGCGCCUCCCUUUCCUUGGGUGGCCUGUGCUGCUCUAUAAGAUCUGAUGUAAAGUUUUUGUAUAUUUGAUAUUCGACCCACCAGAUUCUUCCAUUUAAUAAAAUCCUUUUUGUAA